GAAGCUUUAGAGGCGUUGCAGCGCGAGUACCGUGCAUCCGCAGUAACUUGGAUAUCCUGGGGCGCGGCUGGGUCCGUGGGUUACGUCGUGAGGUUGUGCACUGGGCCUCUCUGGAAGUUGAUGCACGCGCAAUUGAGAUUGGCAGGGCGCAAGUGGGACUGGCGCCAGUCGGUGCGCGCCGCCCAGGGACAGCGCAGGUUGUAUCGUGCCGAUGUCGCUGCAAGCCGGCAAUUGGAGACUGUUGCGCUGGGGGAGAUGCGCGAGCUUUUCACGACGUCCGAUAUCUGGAGCAUUAUCCCGCCAGCUUCCCGCUCGUGCGAGGUGCGAUCGCUGGCUUUCAAGUACUUGAGCGCAUGCUCGUUCGUGUCUUCGUGGUUCGCCUACUGGGAAGGUACUGAGGAUGGCCCCUUUUGGCCUGCUGCAUUCGAUGACCUGUGGAACUUGAAGUUGGCCUUUCAGGAAGAGACUGCUGCAAUUGAAGAUGGGCAUGCUGCUAUUCGACGGGAUGUCAAUCUGCUGAGCACUCAGACCACGUCGCCUCAUAUCCACACCGUGAGUGCCAAGCACAUUGCCCGCGCAGUUCGAAGACUCGGUAGACUUGCACCGCGCGGUCUCGAUCGCGGCUUGGCUGCAGUGGACGCGGGCGCUGAGCAAGCGGACGACGAGGCCCCUGAGCAGCCUCGCAAACGCAUGAAGAGGGGGAGCUGGACGUUUCGCGCUUUCCUUUCUGAGCAGACUCGCGGGACCAAGGGCGGCUGCGCCGCGCCUGGCCGUGGCCAGCAGUUCAGGGAGACCAGCGCCUCCGGGCGGGAGCGGCUCCACAGGAAGGGCAAGGAUGCCGAGGCCGCUUGGUCGGCAGGAGGUCGAGGUUUCGGCAUGAACAACAGAGACAUUGACAUGGCGUUGCUUCGGCGACGGAGGCUUGAACAACAGAAGCGCUUGUCCGACGAGCUCGUGGCCUCGGGCGUGCCCGCGUUGGAGCCUUCUACUAACGAGGUCGAGGAGCUCGGGGUCUUGCCCUUCACCGAGUGGGGCCAGACGCUGGCGCAGGUCAGCAAGGCUGAGGCUUGGAGGAACAGGAAGACUGCUCAACUCGAUCGAUUGGUCGAUCAGGCCCUUGUCGCCUUCAGCGAGGGCGGGGUGGGCGAGUCCAUGGACUUCUUGAAGAAGGCGGUCGAGUCCACCUGCCCGCACUACGGGCCCGCCCCCAGCACGACUGCCGCCGCGCUAGGUCGAGAGACACCCCGUGCUAUUGCCAUAACUUUGAAGUUGUGCGACAACCCUGUGAAUGUCACAGUGCACAUGUUCAAACAGUUCAAGUCUGCCGUGAAGCGGCGCUUGCACCAGGGUGUUGCGUCGAAGUUGUUGGCACAUUCCGACAUAUUGUACCUGCUGACGCGCAAGGUCGGGGAGCCUCAAGGCGAUGGGCGCGAUCCAGCAUUCAGAGUUGCAGAGCAGCGCCUCUACCAUUGUGGCUGGCAGACCCUCAGCAGAUCUGACUUCCACGGCUACUUUCUCGAGGUCGCCCUGCGCGACGAGAAGGUUGAUGCUGCGGGUGGGCUCCCGUUGGACGAGCUGACGGCCUCAGGCGGUCCGGACUACGACGGCAUUUCUACGUGGGAACACUUGCACCAGCCCGAUCUCCGCGAGAUCAAGUUCUGGGACGGACAGGCCGACGUGGAUGCCGCCCUUGCCCCGAAGCCGUCGAAGCCGAGGGGUCCUCGGAAUCAGCCUCGCCCCCGUCAGCGGGGCCGGAGAAAGAGGUCUGAGCCUUCGCCAAUCCUUGACAUGAGCGGCGGCGAGGGAUAUGACAAGACAGACGAAUCCCACGAGGACUCCGAUGGCGUGCAGUUCCCUACCGCAGAUUCGGAUGUCAGGGGCCUCGACCACCACCAGGACCUUGGCUCCGAUUUUGACCCUGGGGCUCUCGGUGCAGAUGGUCGUCCACUGGGAGGCGAUGGCGGAGAGGUUGGGCCAGGCACUCCAAUUGGCGGCUGCGAGGCGCCAGACGGACGCGCCCUCACCGAUGCCUCGCACGACGGGGGGGCGGGCGAGGACGACCUGGACGCGUCGGCGCUGGGCGCUGCACCUGCGGCGCCUCCAG
Molecule: messenger RNA, 2104 nt
Organism: Prorocentrum cordatum
Lineage: Eukaryota; Dinophyceae; Prorocentrales; Prorocentraceae
Source: the annotation of a GenBank genome assembly